Messenger RNA from Truncatella angustata, 1587 nucleotides. RefSeq names its product the polygalacturonase. Gene Ontology annotation, cellular component: extracellular region. NCBI's taxonomy places the organism in Eukaryota, Fungi, Ascomycota, Sordariomycetes, Amphisphaeriales, Sporocadaceae. The transcript has a single exon. Bases 94 to 1200 code for a protein of 368 amino acids. Gene Ontology annotation, molecular function: polygalacturonase activity. The record is from RefSeq and is a predicted model, not a curated record. Gene Ontology annotation, biological process: pectin catabolic process.
CAUUAGAGGCUAGUCCUUUUUUACAGUUAUAUUAUCGACUUAUACAGUAUAGUCUUUGUCUCUUUACCACACUCACUACCCAUUCACAUCAAAAUGCGUUCUGCUGCAGCUCUCGCUUUGCUCGGCUCCAGUGCCCUGGUUGCCGCAGCUCCUAGCAAGUCUACCAAGACUACCAAGAGCAGUGCUUCGACCUGCACUUUCACCUCUGCUGCCUCUGCCAGUGCCAGCAAGGCCUCUUGCUCCAACAUUGUUCUCAGCGGUAUCACGGUUCCCGCUGGCGAGACUCUCGACUUGACUGGCCUGACCAGCGGUACCACUGUCACCUUCGAGGGUACCACCACUUUCGAGUACAAGGAGUGGUCCGGUCCCCUCAUCAGCGUGUCCGGUACUGACAUCACUGUCACCGGUGCCUCCGGUCACGUUAUUGACGGAAAUGGUGCUAAGUGGUGGGACGGUGAGGGCUCCAACGGUGGUGUCACCAAGCCCAAGUUCUUCUACGCCCACAGCCUGAAGCAAUCGACCAUCAAGGGCCUCAACGUCCAGAAUACCCCUGUCCAGGCUUUCUCGAUCAACAGUGCCACUGACUUGACCCUCGAGGACAUCACCAUCGACAACAGUGAUGGAGACACCGACGACCUCGGCCACAACACUGACGCUUUUGAUGUUGGUUCUUCCACCAACAUCCGCAUCAUCGGUGCCAACGUCAAGAACCAGGACGACUGCCUGGCCAUUAACUCCGGUACCAACAUCGAAUUCACCGGCGGUACCUGCUCUGGCGGCCACGGUCUGUCCAUCGGCAGUGUUGGAGGUCGCACAGACAACACCGUGGAUGGUGUUUACAUCGCCGACUCUACCAUCAGUGACUCCCAGAACGGUGUUCGCAUCAAGACCGUCUACGACGCCACGGGCACUGUCAACAACGUUACCUACACUGGCAUCACCCUUAGCGGCAUCACCAAGUACGGUAUCGUCAUUGAGCAGGAUUACGAGAACGGCUCCCCUACCGGAACCCCCACUUCCGGUGUCCCCAUCACCGACCUCACUGUCAGCGAUGUAACCGGUACCGUCAGCGGCGGAACUGAUGUCUACAUCCUUUGCGCUUCCGGUGCCUGCUCCGACUGGUCCUGGUCUGGUGUCUCUAUCACUGGUGGCUCUACCAGCUCCAAGUGCUCCAACGUCCCCAGUGCAGCUUCGUGCUAGACGAUCUCUGACUUGAAGCUAUGAAGGAAACAGUGGAUCGGUUAGGAUUCUGGAUAUACUGUACAUGGCAUUUAUUUCUAGAGGUUGGACCUCAAUUUGUGAGUGUUCGUUCCUCAUCUUUUUGUAUAUAUUUAGACAGCGUUUUGCACAGCUGCUGGCACAUAAAAAAAUCAACUGCAUAGUUCUGGCGUCAAUAAAUACUAUCUGCUUGUUCCGAGUAUUCCGGCGAGAACCCUUAAUUCCCGUUCCAUGGUGUAUUUUGCAGAAGUGGCAAAUGCGAUUGACAGUAUUUUCAUGAUGAUUGUGGGGGUGGGGGCUCCGUGCCUCACUUUGUUGACAACAACACGGAAAUAUCGGAGUUAUGAUCUAUGUAGAGACAUUGGCAAC